Molecule: messenger RNA, 2904 nt
Organism: Cylindrotheca closterium
Lineage: Eukaryota; Bacillariophyta; Bacillariophyceae; Bacillariales; Bacillariaceae
Source: the annotation of a GenBank genome assembly
AUGUCGCACAAUCCUUAUCGGCGCAACAAUGGGCGCCAACAACAGGCAGCAGCUCCGUCCUCAGCACGGCCCAUUGUCAAUCCUUAUGCCUCGAGGAACAAUAAUAACAACAAUCGUAAUCGCAAUGCCAACAAUGGCAAUUUGAAUGGGAACUUUGGGAGAACAUCGGCAUUGUCUCUCAUGCCAGCAGGACCGCUUCACGUUGCAUCGCCACAAGGAAUAAUACCGCCACCACAGCAAGAACUGCUGAACACAACCGCUAAUACCACCCACGUUCAUUCGACGACACACUCGUCCAAUCUUACCAAUGAAAUGAAUGAUAACAAUAAUGAAUACAACAAUAUAGACAACUACGGCAAUGUGGAUCGAAUAGGAGUCAGUGGACAGGAUGGGAAUGGCCUUGGAAAUGACAUGCAUGAAAUGACUAUAGACGUUAAUACUUCCAACCAUCACAGGAAUACAAACACAAACAACAACAAUAGCAACAACAACAACAGCGAUGCAAAUCGACAAGUUCUACAACUCCAAGCACAAUUAAAAGCCUUGCAACAAGAAGUCCUGGAACAAUCCGAAUCGAAUUUUGAGUUGAAUGCCACGAUCGCCACCAUGCAGGCGGAGAUGGACCAUUCCAUUUCGGCCUCAUCUGAAAAACACAAGGAGGAAACUUCCAAAUUGCAGCAUUUGCUGAGGCUGGAACAACAAAAAUCUCGUCGUCUCGAGUUACAGCAACAGCAACGAAUGCAACAGCAGCAAGAACACAGCAUGCCGGUGCGAAAACGACCCGCCAGCCAGUCUGUCUUUACCAAGCGUUUGGAAGCUCAUGCAGGAAUGACAGCAGCAGCAGCAGCAGCAGCACCUGCCAUUCCGCAGAGCAUUACCCUACCUACUUCUAAUACUACUACUAAUGCAGACGACUCCGUCCUUGUUGGGUCAGAUCCUCCUCAAACGCCACCUCACAAGAACAACUCCUCGGCAUCAGCACUCAACGACCCACCGGAUUUUGCCAUUGCCAAAAGGGCCGAUAACACCACCACCACAACAACAACAACAUCCUCGCCCAUGCCAACCGUCGUUACAGACACAACAUCCAAUACUGCUGCUGAAUCAUCAUCCAGAAGCAGUGCCAGUCGAUUGGCUCAGCACAUUUUGCAGUCCCUCAUUGAUAAUAAUGAUGAUGAUUCUUCUUCUUCUUCAAUAAGAAGAAGAAGUAGAAGGCGACAUGAUGAAGCAAAAAAGAGUGACAAUGAUCCAAAGGCCAAUAGUGGCAAUAAAAACAACAUGGAAACGAGUACACAACAACAACAGCAACAACAACAGCAACAACAACCAGUGGAGAAUGAUGACAAUGUGGAUGGUGACAAUAAUGAUACUGAAAUGGCCCAUGAGAUUUCACCGCAACAAGAGGAAGAAGGAGUCGCCAGUCGUGAUCAUUCACAAGCCCGACGUGUAUUGAUUGACAUUUCCAGUGGCUACGGACAAGCCUGGUCCGAAGUUCAAUUGGUGGAAUACAUCCUGAGACUGGACCACGCCUGGAGACUCUGGUACCCAGCCUUGGAAAAGAGUCGUUUGGGGCGAAAACAACUUUUGCAAGCCAUUGUCCAACGACACGAAACGUUGCAAGACUCUUCCUCCAUGACAGAUGGUCAAGAUGGUGAUGACAAUGUGAUUGGAAAAGGCUCCAGGAUUACACGAUUGGGACUACCCGGGGGGAACACCAAAGCAUUGGACUCGUCGCUGGAAACCAACAUUUUGAACAGUCUAUUGGAUCCAUGGUGGGAUCACACAUCCAUGGCCUCUGUUCAGGCCAAUGCUGCAUUACGACUCGUUCAAGAACCCAAAACGGUGGUGGAAGAUCUGACCACGAUCAUUUCACCAUUGCUGGCAUACACAUGGAUCCAAAAGUUGGUCGAAUCAAUCAAAACGAAAGACAACCAAUUUCAAGCAUUGCGGCUACUGCAGUUGAUCUUGGAAGAAUGCAGCGACACACACGAUCAGACCGCCUUGUGGGAAAUCUGCCGCCAGCCAAUGGAGCAAGUAUUGGAGGGAUUGUACCGACAAUGGAUGUUUGAAAUGGCAAAGUUGAUCAAGCAAGAGAUUGCCAACAACCAAAACGAUAUCAUGACAAGCAGGCUAACAUCCAAGAGCAAGAAAAGGGGAGACGCACGAAAGCGACGACUCGAAGCCAUGCCUGUGGAAGAGUUGUCAAUGGAGUCAAGAGACAUUGGUGAUGUUGAGCAAAGUUUGGCACACUCGUUGUCCAUAUGGAAUGCACUGAUUCCGUCCACAACUGUCGAAAGAUUGGAACUGUGGUUCAUGGAACAGAAUGGAGCGAGAACGGUAUCUCUUGUCCUGGACAUGCUUGAGGAACAUGAACAUUUGUACGAUAAGAGGAACCGACCUCGCCGUCCGACUUACUAUGUCAUCAAGGGGUGGUACUUGGAUGCUAUUCAAUUCCUCUCCACAAUUGGGACGAGCAAAUCAGGAAUGGAUGUCUUGAGGACGCGAACUCAUCCAUCAAAUGUUGGGUCGGAUUCUUAUUGGAUGGGAAACAGUUUGGACGUUGCCAUUGAACAACUCUUUUCGUUGGUGAUGGAUCAAGAGCAAGACACUCGAAAAAGAUCGGACGAUGGAUUUCAUGCGCGUACCUUGGCAAUUGAAAAAUGGGUUCGAUUGUGGCACCAAGUACUACUAUUUGUUCAAGAUCAGCAGCUUCCGGAUAAGCAACCAGUUGCGCUGUCAUUUCGAUCCCUGGUUCUGGAGCAUCAAGACUGGUAUACAAGUGCUUGUGCUGUACUCCUUGCCGACCAAGAACGCACAAGACAAGACAUACAGGCAAUGAUCCGACUUCAGCUAGAAGAACUCUCCCUAGAUGAAGAAGAAUACGAAGAAUUGAGGGGUCACUAG